UGGUGGAUAUAAUUGAUCAGUCCAUUAUAUUCCUUGUAGGUAUCUUGGAAUUUUCCUCAACUUAUGCAAAACAUAUUUCAGUCUCACGCGCAACUAUAAAUUGUGGAUAAAAUCAAGGAACGAUUGUGUUGUUCUUCAGUGUUAUUCGUUGUAUCAGAGAUAAAGUGAAGCUUGAAGAUGAAGGUACUAGUAGUGUUGUCCGUAUUCCUGGCACUUGCAGCUGCAGCGCCACCCAAACCCAUCACGAAGGAAGAGUUGGCUAUACUGGAGGCCUUCGACUACGACGCCGUAUUCGCUAAUGAAGAGAGUAGGAAACUAAUAUUCGAUUGCUUGCUAGACAAAGGAGACUGUGGCCCUUACAAAAAAGUUGUUGAGCUAUCAAAGAAAUCAAUGUAUGAUGAGUGUGCACUAUGUUCCCCAACCCAGAUGGCGAAGUAUGACCGCGUACUAAAACUAUUGCACGAUGACUAUGAAACCUUCUACAAUGAAUUGAUCAAGAAAGUAGCUUCCGAGAAGGAGUAAAAUCAAAAUGCAUCCUUAUUUAGUAACGGAAUAAAAUUUAAAAUUGAAUGUAGUUUUAUGAUUAAUUUUUACGAAAAAUUUUGUAAAGUACCUAUGAGACUAUAUAGGAUAAUGAUUCGAAAAUUUUGUAAUAAUUAUGAUUGAAAUGAACUUUUGUAAAAAAUAUACAUCUAUUGUUAGUAUAAAUUAUGUUAAUUACAAUUGGAUUCUAUGCAUUUAAUA
Molecule: messenger RNA, 744 nt
Organism: Spodoptera frugiperda (fall armyworm)
Lineage: Eukaryota; Metazoa; Arthropoda; Insecta; Lepidoptera; Noctuidae
Product: ejaculatory bulb-specific protein 3-like
Exons: 3
Coding region: 178-522 (114 amino acids)
Source: RefSeq, a predicted model, not a curated record